CGGGAGACUCUCUCCGGGCGCGGGGCCACGUGGAAGCCCCAAGCAGCGCAGGCUUUUGUGUGCGGGUGUGUGUUUUCGCUUCCCCUAACUUUUGCGGGAAGCGCCCAAGUGGGCGGGAACGAGGGGCUGAGUCGCAAAACCCCCUUUGGAGGUUGCUUCUUCUCUGCCAGAAAGGCGCAGCGGCGGGCGAAAUCGCUCCGGGUGGCCCCCGUUUACCGCCUACCCGAUUUGGUCUCGAAAAGCUUUGAAGAGAUUUCGGAGAGGGAGGAGCAAAGAGACCCAGCGCCUGAUUUCCCUUUUUCUUUCUCUCCCCCUCCCCUCGCCUUCGUCGGGACCCAGAUUUAUUUAUUUAUUUAUUUGCCCGUCGAAACGAAGGUUGGUGGGACGAGGGUGAUGGAGCUUACCUCGUGAACUUUCCUACCAGCCCGGCGCUAGACGAGGACCAAAAGAAGGGAGGAAAAAGAAGAAUCUCGCCCCAGAGGAUGCUGACUGAAACCAAGAUGUUAUACGAGAUUCAGCUGUGGUGCUGUCAAUGGGGAAAAAAAUCACAUUUAUUUUUUCUGUUCAUACUCAGCCUUCUGUGCAUACAGAUUUCAGCUCAAGAGUGCUCAGAGUGUCGUAUGGUGCUGUCCAAUCCCACAGGAAUUUUUACCUCUCCUUGCUUCCCUAAUAAUUAUCCCAACAAUCAAGCAUGCAAGUGGACCAUCAGGGCUCCUUCUGGAUACAUCAUUCAGACGACAUUUGUUGAUUUUGAUAUGGAAGAAGCUUCUGGUUGCAAAUACGAUCAUGUGUCUUUGGACACUGGAGACAAAAAAGAUUCCUAUUUUGGUAUGACUGCCAAAGGUUUAUCAUUUAACUCGUCUAGGAAUGAAAAUGUAUCUUUUACAAGUGACUUUAGCACAAAAAAAGGCUUCAGUGCCACUUAUACUCGAAUUGCUGUAUCUUUGAAGAAUCAAAAGGUUGUCAUUCCGCAAUUUUUAGAUUCUGAGUCUGUGUCUUUGGCAAAUUCUAUCCACGUCCCAGAACUUAAUCAGUUUACCCUAUGCUUUGAAGCAAGAGAAAACAACAGUAAUAACUAUGAAUGGAAGGCUUUCUCCUACGGUGAUUCAUCUGUGGAAUUCUUCAGUUUUGGCAAAACAGAAAAGGGGCACUUCAUUUUUAUCUCAGACUCACAGUGUUUUUUUAAACGAUGCUCUUGACAUUGGUCCAGGUGACAACAUUUUCACAGAAACAUUGAAGAGCUUUGCCUUGUGUGGGAUAGCUCAUCAGGCAUAGUAGGGAUAAAUAUUAAAGAGACAUAUAAAACAGUCCAUGCUUAGAUACUUAUGGAAAAGUGAUUCCGGGGUGAUGGAAAAUUGGUCCUGGGUUCUAACAGAGAAGACAUAAACCCUCUACCUGGAGAUAUGUACAACUUCCGGCUUUGGAAUUUUACAAUGAAUUCCCAAUCACUUUUCAAUCUCACCUGUGAUGACAAAGGUAACAUUAUUGACUGGGAAAAUGAUUUCUGGAGUAUUCCAACAACAUUUCUAAAAGCGGAGAACAACUUGAGUUGUGGUUCAUAUCUCGUCCUCUUGCCGACAGUUGAACCAACUAGCUGUGCCACUACAGGAAGCCUUUGCCGAGCUACUGUAAGUUCAACCACUCCAUCACCCACUGUUACCACUAACAUGCCUGAUACUAACAGAACCGAUAAAAUAAUGGAUGGUAGAUUAUACUACAGAAUUGACUUUACCGUAUACAGAAUUAAAGAAGAUGCAGAGCCAAACAUUCAGAAUGUAAUUAGAGAAUGGUUAAUUCAGACCAUGGGGACCUGGAAUUAUAAUGUAUGUGUGGUUGAUGUAAGUGUUGAACCAAGUUCAACAAAAAAUGCAGCAAGAGGAAAGAGAAGUGUUAAUCAAAGUUUUGAAGUCCGUGCUCUUUUAGCUUUCAAUUCUACCAACAAUGUAAGUUUAGAAGAACAAACAAUUAGAAAGAAACUUGAAAACAGUAAUAUCACAGAAAACUUGAAACUCCAUAAAGUGAUUGUUCAUUCAAUUGAAAAAUGUUUGGAGCAGGAACAGCCUAUGAAUUACAUUUGGAAAGAAACUGGACCAAGAGACACUGCCACCACUAGCUGCUAUGACAACCCUACCCAGAUUGCAUCACGAACAUGCUUUCUAAGCAUGAAUGAUUACACAUCUUACUGGGGUACUCCUGAUCUUAGAAACUGUACAGAAAAUGCUGCUGACAUAGCCAACCAGCUACUGAAUCUUACGGGAGAAGGGCAGCAGUUGACUUCAGACAAAGUCAAUGAUGUGAUCCAGAAACUAAAAAAAAUUGUAAAUGAUGAAGAAAUCAAUGAAUCCUUGGGUUCUACUGUGAUCACAAUAUUUUCUAAUAUUUUAACUAGUUCUGAUAAUGUAUUGGCUGCAUCAUCUUCUGAAGCUAUAAAGACAAUUGAUGCCUUGGCAUUGAAGAUUCAGUUUAUAGGUCCUUCCAUGAGCAUCUCAACCCGAAACUUGGCGCUUGGAGUUUCAUCCUUGAAUUCUUCUUUAUUCAAUGGCUCUUCCUUCAGUGUUGGACCUCAGAACAAUGCUUCAGAUUUUCAGAUUGAUUUUGGUAAAAACCAAGAAAAUUCUCUUGCUACUAUUUCUUUGCCUCCAAGUUUGCUAAAUAAUUUAAAUCAAGAAGACCUUGAAGCAAUAUCCAGGGCUCAAUUCACCUUUUUCAAUAAAAAUGGACUUUUCCAGGAUGCAGAAGCUCCUUCCAAUUUAACCAGUUACGUGGUAGCUUGCAGUGUGGGGAACACUACUAUCCGUGAUCUCAAGGAGGCUGUGAAAAUUACAAUCAAGCAUGCAUUCAAACAUGACAACAUCCAGAAGGCUCCUAAUACCACUUGUGUUUUUUGGGAUAUGAACAAGAACAGAGGCCAAGGUGGAUGGAAUACAACAGGCUGCUAUGCACUUCCCGAGUCAAAUGAAAAUGAGACUGUCUGUCUCUGCAAUCAUCUUACACAUUUUGGCAUAUUGAUGGAUUUGCCAAGAACAGCUUCACAAAUAGAUUCUGGAAAUACCAAAGUCCUUACUUUCAUAACAUAUAUUGGUUGUGGUAUAUCAGCCAUAUUUUCUGCUGCAACCCUUCUGACAUAUAUCACUUUUGAAAAGCUGCGAAGAGAUUAUCCUUCUAAAAUCCUAAUGAAUUUGAGCACAGCUUUGCUGGGCCUAAAUCUGGUCUUUCUCCUGGAUGGUUGGAUUGCAUCCUUUGACAUAGAAGGCCUCUGCAUAGCUAUUGCUGCUCUCCUGCACUACUUUCUUCUGGCAACUUUCACCUGGAUGGCCCUUGAAGCUGUUCAUAUGUAUAUAGCUUUAGUAAAAGUGUUCAACACUUAUAUUCGCCGAUACAUAUUAAAAUUUUGUGUCAUUGGUUGGGGUUUUCCAGCAUUGGUGGUAAUUAUUAUUCUAGCAAGCACCCAUGCCAAUACAAAUAAUAUUUACAGCAAUGUUUUGAAUGACAAAAAUAAUAAGGAACAAGGUGGAGAUGAUUUCUGUUGGAUUAAAAGCACCAUUGUAUUUUACGUGACUUGUGUUGGCUACUUUGGAAUCAUGUUCCUUAUGAACAUUGCCAUGUUUGUUGUGGUGAUGAUGCAAAUAUGUGGACGAAAUGGGAAACGGACCAAUAGAACUAUGCGGGAAGAGAUCCUGAGGAACCUUCGUAGUGUUAUUAGCCUGACUUUCCUCCUAGGCAUGACGUGGGGUUUUGCUUUUUUUGCCUGGGGACCACUAUAUCUUCCUUUUGUGUAUCUCUUCUGUAUUUCCAACUCAUUGCAAGGUUUAUUUAUAUUUAUAUUCCACUGUGCAAUGAAAGAAAAUGUACAAAAGCAAUGGAGAAGGCAUCUUUGUUGUGGACGAUUCAGGCUGGCGGAUAACUCAGACUGGAGUAAAACAGCAACUAAUAUAAUAAAGAAGAGUUCAGACAAUCUGGGGAAAUCCUUAUCUUCCAGUUCUAUUGGUUCUAAUUCAACAUAUCUGACUUCCAAAUCCAAAUCCACAUCCAACACCUACCAUAAGAGGAACAGCCAUUCUGACAAUGUUUUUCUUGACAAGCCUUCAACAAAAUACAUCCAAGUGGACAUGGAACAGACGUCAAUCAUCCCAGUUCACCAAGUCAUUGACAAAGUGAAAGUUUACUACAAUACUCAAUCAGACAAUUUCUAUAGAAAUAUGAUCAUGUCAGAUUCGCUGAGCCAUAGUACAAAAUUCUGAAUAUCUGGGUUUCUGGAAGAAGACAAGUCAACAAACAGCAUAAAGAUUAUUAAGUGUUGAACUUGUGGGACUGGCUGAAGAUAUAAAUUCUAUCUAAGUGUUGUGCUUUAUCCAGUUAUAUAAGCUGUUCAGCUACCUAUAUUUGGCGAAACAGAACAUCUAAUUAAUUCUCUCCACUGAUCCAGCAUUGAUGCUGGCACUCUUUUAUCAACAGUUCUCAAGCAUCUACACAGUGACAUGUUUAUUAAUCCCAUUUAUAAUCAUGCAAAAUUAAGAAUACUGAAACGCCCAAAACUAAAGCUUGUAACUUCCAAAGACAUUUCCAGAGCAUGCUGUUAAGAUGUGAUAUGUGUGUGUGUGCGCGGCACACAUGUAGCCUUACACAGAGAGAGCUAUACAAUUGUGCAUGUCUGUAAGUAUAAAUGGAUCCCCUUGUUUAAUAUAAUCAAAUCUUCUAUGAAAAAAGAGAUGAUAGCAUAUUCUGCUUGUGGCACAAGCAGAGGUCUGCUUGUGCAAUGCUAGAGAGGUCAUUUGAAACUUUUUCUACACAGACAAGACAAAGAAAAACUAUUUUUUUAGAGAAUUUAUACUUCUUUGUGCCUGAUUUAAAGAAACCAAAAGUGCUUCAAAGAUUAUCUUAACUCUUAACUCUUGCUUGCAAACUCUGGGCCAUAUUUAUUAUUUUAUUAUUUUUUAAUGGCAGAAGUAUUGAAGUGUGCAUCUUUGAUUUUGGAAGAGCUUAAUGAAGUGUUUUAUGUUAACUUGAAAGUUUGCCUGGUUAUAGACCAAAAGAAACUGAGCUGUUGAAUAUGUCACGGUUGCUAUGCAUCUUCAUCAUGAUCAAAGAAUAGAAAUUCUGAAUCAGUCCAAUAUUAUAUAUAAACUUUCAUCAGUUUUUUCCUAAUUUGCUUUAUUUUUACAUCCUUAUUUAUGUGGAAUUCCAGGCUGAAGCAUGUUUUCCAUUUAUUUAUGUCUUAAGAGCAAUGUUUAUUAACCUGUACAAAUCAAGUUACUGCCAAUUCUUACACCUUUUCACCCAGAUAGACCUUUUCCAAGAUAUGUAUUGACAAAUACUUAACAAGAAAUCUUUAUCAUUUCAGAUAUACACAGCUGCUGAAACAAUUGAGAUUUUCACACGUAAGCAUAGCGAUCUUGCCAUCUAUUCUUCCCUUCAUACAGUAUUUUAAAUUACAGAUUAUAUUAUUACAUUCUCUGUAGCACAUAUACUUAGAUUUACUAAAGUCAGUACACCUCAUCUCUAAAGGAGAAUGUUGUUAUGUUCAUUGUUUACAAAUAUAAUACAAAUUCUCUUUGGAUGAAAUUAGUUAAGGACUCCAAAUAGUUUUUAAAAAUUAUAUGCUAAAUAUAAAACAAUAUUUGUCACUUGCUCAAUUCUUUAAUAACUCUUUCUGUGUGCUACUUUAUUUAAUCUCCCAGUAAUAUAUAGCAUAAUCUCCAGUAUGUCUUAGAAGUAAUUCCAACUGAAUACAAGGAGGUUUAUUUUAAGGAAAAUUUGUACAGAAUUGCAAAUUUGUCCAGUGACUGACAGGUGAUCAUAGGAUUUCCCCCUCUUUCUAUGGCAAUAAUCUCUGCAUGCUUAUUUUCAAAAUACAUUUCAACUCCAUCUGUUUUAUAGCUGUUUAAGAACUACAAUUUAUUAAUUUUCACCAUCAGAAUUGUCAAAUUAAGUUGCCCCGUAGCACCAAAGUUCUUUGGCUUCAAAUUAUUUAAUUUGUUUUAUAAUCCCUAAAAGGAAUUAUUUGUCAUGGGUUAAGGAUUUAAUUUAAUAUGAGUGAAUGAUUCCUUAUGACAUCAAAUUAUACCAGAAUUUGAUGGGAUCAAAUAGCUUUACUGAAGAGAAUGUUUUGUUCUUAUGUGCCUUCUAAAAGAUUAGUUUAUAUCUCUUAAUAAAUUUCAGAAAGUAGCUUAUGUAACAUUUCUUCUGGAUAAAAAUAU
Messenger RNA from Thamnophis elegans (Western terrestrial garter snake), 6197 nucleotides. It is a transcript of the gene ADGRG6, whose product is annotated as adhesion G protein-coupled receptor G6. The record is from RefSeq and is a predicted model, not a curated record. Lineage: Eukaryota; Metazoa; Chordata; Lepidosauria; Squamata; Natricidae. Gene Ontology annotation, cellular component: membrane. Gene Ontology annotation, molecular function: G protein-coupled receptor activity; laminin binding. Gene Ontology annotation, biological process: cell surface receptor signaling pathway; myelination in peripheral nervous system; heart trabecula formation.